Messenger RNA from Guillardia theta CCMP2712, 683 nucleotides. RefSeq names its product small subunit ribosomal protein S8e, cytoplasmic (gene RPS8e). Gene Ontology annotation, molecular function: structural constituent of ribosome. Gene Ontology annotation, cellular component: ribosome; cytosolic small ribosomal subunit. Gene Ontology annotation, biological process: maturation of SSU-rRNA from tricistronic rRNA transcript (SSU-rRNA, 5.8S rRNA, LSU-rRNA); translation. The record is from RefSeq and is a predicted model, not a curated record. The transcript has 4 exons. NCBI's taxonomy places the organism in Eukaryota, Cryptophyceae, Pyrenomonadales, Geminigeraceae. The coding region runs from base 21 to 629 and encodes 202 amino acids.
GUAGGCGGCUCGUGAGCGCAAUGGGUAUCACUAGGAACUCCUACAAGAAGCGCAGAGCGACAGGAGGCAAGCAGCCCCAGUACCGCAAGAAGAGGAAAUUCGAGUUGGGAAGAGCUGCUGCUGGCACCAGGAUCGGCCCGAAGCGCAUCCGCCUCGUUCGUGUGAGAGGAGGUCACCAGAAGCACAGGGCCCUCCGUCUUGAGCAUGGAAACUUCUCCUGGGGAUCUGAGGCCAUUAGCCGCAAGUGCCGUGUCCUUGAUGUUGUGUACAACGCUUCCAACAACGAGUUGGUGCGCACGAAGACACUGGUGAAGAAUGCCAUCAUCCAGAUUGAUGCCACUCCCUUCCGCCAGUGGUAUGUUCAGCAUUACGGUGGCGAGCUCGGCAAGAAGGCAGAUCAGGAAACUAAGGUAAGCAAUAAGGUUCUUAAGAAGAGAGAAGCAAACAGAAAAUCCGGAGGUGCUAUGGAUCCUGCCGUUCAGGAUCAGUUCAAGACCGGUCGUCUCUUUGCUUGCGUCGCCUCUCGUCCUGGUCAGUCAGGCCGCUGCGAUGGAUACAUCCUUGAGGGAGCUGAGCUUGCCUUCUACCAGAAGAAGAUGCAGAAGAAGAAGGGCAAGGGCAAAGAGUAAAUUAUCAAAGUUGUGCUUGCACGGUCAUUCAUACAGUAAAAGAUCCGUUUUUGG